AUGAAAAACUUUGAGAUACAAGUAAGAGAAGCUCUUUGCAUCGAAAUAGACACUAACUAGUCAUAAAUAUUCCAAUACUCAUCAACUACCACAUGCGAUUCAAAAAAGAAAGCAUCAGAUUUCCAAUGCUAUAUUAUCUCGAUGAAAUCAUUUCUAGGUUUGUCAUAUCUUUCAAUUCCCACGACAUUCAAACUUGCAGGCAUAGUAGGAGGUCCAAUAAUGCUAACAGUUGUGACUCUGAUUAAUUUUCUUACAAUGAACCAAUGCUUAGAAGUAUCAGCGCAAUUUCCAGGUGUUAAAUCUUAUUCUGAGCUUGGAUUUAAAGUACUUGGAAAGUAUGGGAAGAAUUUCAUUGAUUUUACUGUCUGCAUUACUCAGCUAGCGUGUUGUGUUGCCCACUAAUUCUUUACGGCUAAUUCAUUGAAUUUCAUUAUUUGCACUUAUUCUAAUCAGGUGCAUUGCUAUGGAGAUAAGCUUUUCAUGAUUCUCAUUACUAUACCAGUUAUUAUAUUCAGCUUCAUAGGAUCUUAUAGAGAGCUAGCCAACCUUUCUAUUCCAGCGCUAUUUAUUACCUUUUCUGCAUUGAUAACUCUGCAUGUCUUAUCUCUGCAGAAAAUUGGAGAGACAUAUGACUAACCUAAAGAUGACCUCAUCUGGUUUAAUUUAUAUGCAAUGAUGGGAAGAAUUGGAACAGUUAUGUACAUGUUUACGAGUAAUCCAUCAUUAAUGAAUAUCCAUAAUGAAGCCAAAAAUUAUCAUACAUUUCCAAAAAUUCUCAGAAACGUGGUGCUAGGUCUUUUAAUACUAUUUAAUAUAUUUGGAUUGCUUACUUAUUUAGGAUAUCGCAAUGAAACAGUGCCAGUAUUCAAAAUGAAAAUUGGACCACAAGAUCAAAUAAUAUUAUUUGUGAUAUUGGGAUUUUGCUUUAAUUCCCUGACAUCUUACCCGAUUUAAAUACUCACUGCAUUUUUAAUAAUAGAGCGGCUUGAUGUUUACGAUAAAACAAGAAUAAAUAUACAAAUCAAAAAAUACCUAAUCAGAUCACUAAUCAUAGUUGCAGUAACUGGAGUAUGCUUUAUUGUGCCAAACUUUUCAGAUUUCUUGAAUAUUUCAGGGUCAUUAGGAGCAACUUUCUCAUCAUUUAUUAUUCCUUAGUUACUCUAUAUGAAAGUAUUCAAAGACAGAUUAACAAUCUAUCAAAAGAUAGGUUGCUUUAUGCUAAUUGCUUUUGGUGUAUUUGCCAGUGCAUGUUCACUGACUUUUACGAUAAAUAGAUUAAUUAAUGGAGAACAAUGA
Molecule: messenger RNA, 1296 nt
Organism: Stylonychia lemnae
Lineage: Eukaryota; Ciliophora; Spirotrichea; Sporadotrichida; Oxytrichidae
Source: the annotation of a GenBank genome assembly